Messenger RNA from Homo sapiens (human), 38703 nucleotides. RefSeq names its product phosphoprotein membrane anchor with glycosphingolipid microdomains 1 (gene PAG1). Lineage: Eukaryota; Metazoa; Chordata; Mammalia; Primates; Hominidae. The coding region runs from base 28671 to 29969 and encodes 432 amino acids. Gene Ontology annotation, biological process: negative regulation of T cell activation; intracellular signal transduction. The transcript is spliced from 16 exons. The record is from RefSeq and is a predicted model, not a curated record. Gene Ontology annotation, cellular component: plasma membrane; membrane raft.
AUUCUCCGCGGCGCGGCGGCGAGUGCUGGCUGCGGUACCCUCCCGCUCGCUUGUCCGUCUGCGCGCCCGCGAUGUGACCAGCCGACUGGGGGCGGGCUGGCGGCUCUGCCUGCGGCAGCGCAUCGGUUUUUCUCCUGGCAGGUCCCUAAUUGAGCCGUGAUUCCCUUGGAGCCAGAGACACCCACCAGGGGCUCGGAGCGCCGCGCUCCGGGGCUGGAGGCAGCUGCAGCGCUCGGGUCCGCGCGGCCGGGUGCAGUAGCCUCAGUCCCAGCCGCCGCCUCGCUGAGUCGUGUGCCCUGGCGAAUGCCCGGCGCCCGGCACAGCUGAGCCAAGGCGACUGGUGCAGAGCGGCGGCGCCUGGUCCUGCACUUGCCGCUGCUGCCGGGCUGUGCCGGGGCGGCGGCGCUGCGCGCCGGAGUUUGCAGAGGCUGCCUCCGAGCGCCGUCCGCCAGGAAGACUCCCUGCCUCCUGAGUCCCAGUAAGUUGACUGUAGUUUCUGAAGUUGGAGGGAGCCGUGGGAAGGAGAGGUUCGUUUUUAUCUUCUUGUGGGAAGCCGAGGGUGGCACCUCUUGUUAACAGAGUUCCAGCUCGAGGAGGGAGUGCGGGGUGCCAAGAAGGGGACAAGGCAGCUGGAAGGUCUGGAGUCCAGGGCUGGCUGACCUCAGCAUCUCACGAAUGUGCCAGUUGGAAAUAUGCUGGGAGAGGACAGGUACUCCUAGGGCAUUUCGACUGCUGCGUGCUAAUUAUUCAUUCCAAGCUCCUUGACUCUGUGUUUACGUUGGGGUGAAGGGGCUGGGCAGGGUCUUGUCACCUCCAUCCUAAUUCCUCUGGGGAGUGUGGCCAGCACUGCGAUGGAUCUUUGGGCGAGCCAUUUCUUUCAGGCCUGCAGGCUUCCCGCGCAUCCCGCUUUACUCUUCCCCUAGGCAGAAGUUGCCAACCUUUUCAUAAUUGGAGCCUAGUCCUUUAGGGAAAAAACAACUUAUAUGUCGACCCGGUGUUUUAUGCCCUAAGGCAAAUAAAACGAGCUCUGGGCGUGUGAAUUCAUACACUUUAAGAAUGUAGGCAAGUCUCAAGAAAUAGGAUUCAGAUAAUGACACUUGGAUUUCACCCUGAUUGUCCUGCACCUCUUAUGUAAGCCUCCCGGCUGGAUAACUUUAUCUCUGCAGUGGCUGCAGCUGUGGCCCUCCAUUCCAUUUGUUUAAAGUCCAAUUGAACAGUAUUUACUGAAAAUGCUGACAUGAUAUAGCGGCCUGAAGUCUGAAACAGAGUGCACUCUUCAAAUUGGAGUGUCUUCUCCUAAUAGGGAGCAUGGGAGGAACAACCCACUAUAUUUUUCAAGGCAGCUCCAGGAAUUAGACCCAUAAAUCAUGUUUUAAAAUAGCAUGCAUUGUGCAGAGAGCAUGCAGAGGACCGCUUUUUGAACACAUCCCCUUUGUUUUAGAAAAAGUGGAAAUUGUUCAUGCCAGACAAUUGUUGAGUCUAAAAGUUAAGUGUACUGAUGGGCCUAAUUAUCUUAAUAAACAAAGAGCAUGAUUUAUAGGUAGCUGCAGUGCCCUACUUUGAAGGAUAGAAAUCUUUAACCUUUCUUUCUCAGCUGUUCCCGAGAGAUUCCUUUUAAGCAGAGCUAUGGAUUAUCAUCAUUGAUGUUUAAUACCUGAGUUGGUUAAACUUGUAAAAGGAAUAGUACUUUGAAGUACCAUGCAGUACUGCUGUGUGACUGUUACACAGCGAAUAUUAUAAAUAAGAGGAAUAUUUGGAGUAUUGGGUAUAGAUGUCAUUAGUUUAACAAAAUAGGUCAUAUUAAGACUUUCCUGCUAAAUAUAUAUACACAUACAUAAAUGUUUAAUUUGGACUUGAAAUUAUUGUUUAAACCAAAGCUCAGGGGUAUGUUUUAAUGUAAGAUUUAUUUACAUAAUCUUUGAAGAGAGAAGUGCAUUUAUUUAUGGUAUUUCAGCAUGCAGAACAAGAUGAACUAGUUAUAGGCACCUUAUUUAAAGUGUAAAGGGUUUUUUUUUAGGAAUACUAAGAAAAUACACAAAAUGUUAUUUCAGAAGUUGAAAAGUUAGUCACAUCAACACAUUGCGGUUUGUGAGAGCAUCCAGUGCUUAUCUCUAGAAGAGAUUACAUCCAAGCAUGGAAUCUCAAACAGAUUGACCCAUUAAGCCCUAUUGCAGCCUGGUUAGGAGGACAGGCUAUGGAGCCAGGCUGCCAGCUCUGGUACCAUCUGUUUGAAUCUAGGCAAGUAACCCAAAGUCUGUGCCUCAGUGUCUUCAUCUGUACAAUGGGGAUGACAGUAGUAGUACCUACCCCACUGAACAGUAGUGAGAAUUAAAUGAGUUCAUAGACAUAGAGCUGUUGGGCCAGUAUCUGGCAUAUUAAGCUUGUUCUGGGAAAAAUUUUCAUUGUUAUGAAAGGAAAUGCAUCUUUGGACUCUAUGGACAUUGAAUUGCUGCUAUGGACAUUGAAUUGCUGCUGAUGAAUAUUAACAGAAGCAGUUCAUGUGUAUAAUAGGAGAGAAGGUAUAAACAUUUAUUGUGCACUGUCUAGCGAUACAGACACCAACUGGUAUUUAACACUGUCUUGCUCAAUUCCCCACCACAGUCCUUUGAGGUAAGUGGCUUCAUCUCUACUUUAGAGAUGAGAAAAUGGGAGCUCAGUGAGAUCAAAUAGUAGAAAUUGGAGCUGGCAUUUAACCCACGUCUGUCUGUGUUGAAACUGUGUUCUUUUUGACCCUGCUGCCUCAACUUGCAAAUGAAGUAGUUGCAUUAUUAUCCUCAAUUUAUACAUGAAGAAAUCUAAGCUUAAGGAUUAAAGUAUGCAAAGUGCUUAACAGCACCCACAACAGAAAUGAUCAUAAUUAUUGUUAAAUAACUUGCCCAUGCUUCCAUACCUCCUAAUGUGUGGUAGAGGUGCCAGGUCUUUCAAUUUGAAGUGGAUUCUGUUGCUUUAUUAUUUUUCUAUUCAUGCAUUCAGAGAGUCAAAAAAGAAAAAUUGGUGUGAUGUUAGAGUUUACACUGGAGGGUGGUGGUCUCCAUUUGGUUUCCUGCCUGCACGUGUAGCUGCAGCAAUCUACACAGUCAAGGAAACCACCACGGCAGCAGUAAUCAAUCCACAAACAGCGUCAUCCCUGGAUAUGCAUUCAGUCCCAGCUGGAGAACUCCCUUGGGCAGAGAGAGGCCUUGCACUUUGCCUCAUAUUAAACUGCAUGUUCAGAAAAAGAAAUAAUUUAUACUUACCAUUAAAUAAGCAUGCUUCCUUCAAGCCUUAGUACCCCAUGUCAUGGGAAGCAGAUUCCGGGGUGCUGUGUGAGCAGUACUUCCUUUAAGGUUUCCAUAGCUUGUUAGACUUCUCAGCUGGGUUCCAGAGGUGGGGAAUGAUUGAGAGGUCAUGGCAUUUUUGUGGCUGUGUUAGGUUAUCACCCAAAUACUAGAUAGUGUUCUCGCCUUUUGUAAGUCUUAUUUCUAGAGAUUAAAAUCUAAUUGCCGUAUAGGGCACAUAGACCACAGACUGCUCACAGUCUGAUUUAAUUUAAAUCACAGACUGAUUUAAUGUUUAAUGAAAUCUCUUAGCUAAUGUAUGCUAACACUGAAUGGUGCUUCAAUAUAAAUGCUCAAAGUUGGCUUUAAAAAAAAAAUCAAAACUCUUCGAGAGUUCUACUCUUCCUGUAGGCUGCCUCCAUGUGCCUGGGGACACAAUACCAUAGUUGCAAAGUGCCCAAAAGAGCCCCUGCCAUUGACUGAGUCAUCUCACAUCUCUGAAUUAUCUUCUGUUUCAACUUGAACCCUCCUUUUCAGAGAACAGAUAUUCCCUUUUGCUUACUUAAUAGUUAAUUUCAAGUGUUCCCCUGCUCUGGGUUGGUUAUUCUAUAGUAAAAGUCUCCCCUGAUCACUUUUGUGACUUGAAUGAGGUUCAUGAUUUAUUAUUAACUAACUCCUCAGAAUAUACAUAUAGUUGUUUCAUUUCUCAUCUAUGUUAUCUGUUAUCUAUUUAGUGGCUUAUCUGUGUCACUUUUAAAUCUCUGAAUAAUUUUCUUCUGACAUCCAUCAAAAGAUACAUGUAAAAGAAAUGCAAACUAAUUUUAAUAUGGAUAUAAAUGAAUGAAGACCAUUGACAGUCAUAUGUACUGUUUUGAAUUUUCUUCACUUUGGGCUUGAGGAGUUGGGAGCUGAUAGUUCCAGAGCUCCUGCCUCAUGCAUUGUGAGAGGCACAUUGGGAGGUUAUACAAGUUAUACACGCAAGCAGUUCAUGUGCAGCCCCGCAGAGACAGCCCCUGAGGGCUCGCUCAUUGCUGAGUUCAAGGGCAGGGGUUAAGUAUGAGGGGAAAACAGCUCUGUACAUAAUUUAUAUGACCACAUUUCUAGUCCUUACUGGUUAUCUUUCUGGAUAAGAAUUGGAAUGAAUAGCUUAAAGGGAGCACUUACUGUGUGUUGGCUGCCAUGUUAAGAACUGCCCUUCAUCCUCACUGUGACCUUGUGUGGUAGUACUUUAUUAUCCUCUUUUGUGGAAGUGACAACUGAGGCCUAGAAAAGUCAGGGCACUUGUCCACGGUGACACUAGUGAGCUUCAGAGUAAAGAGUGGAGCCCAGAACUGUGCAAGGAGGCCCGUGAUACUUAUAGAACGUUCUGCUGCCACUGAUUUUUGAGCCUUUGUGAUAGCUAAACUCUAUUGCAUGGAUUUAUAUAUUACAUAAUAUAGAUGGACUAUAUUAUGCUUUUCAGAAGAAUCCUAUACUAUCUUGCUUGGUCCCCAGGUGAAGGAAUGGUGGGAAGACACAUGCCUACCUUCUUAGCCACUGCCAGGAGCAGGAAUUGACAGCACAGGAAAUAUCAUCUCCAUUAUCUUUGUAGAAGAAGAGCUUAAGCUUAGUUCACGCAAUGAGCUCAAAAAAGAAAACCACAUGUCUGCUUUGUGAAAUAGGAAGCAUAAAGCCUUCAACUGGUAGUAGAGCACAGUGGGGAGGCAUGUUAACUUUAUCUGUGUUUAGUGUCACAUACUUGCAUCAUUCUCACUAAAAAAAAAGGAGAAGUGUGGAGACCUGACAUUUUCUUGGGUGAUUUAAAAGAAAAAUAAGUUUAUUUAAAUCUAAAGAAGUAUCAGCAGUGAACUGUCAUGGGAGAACCACAUUACUACAGCAGUGUCAUCUGUCAUCCCAUGAGACUAUGGUUUUCAAAGGAAACGAACACUUAUGUCUAACCAGUAAGGCUUAAACGUGUUAUCUUAUAGUAAGAACAUUGCAUCAAAUCGUCCAUGUCUGUAUCAUAGCCUUUCUAACUCCAGUCAAAAUGGAGGGUAAAAGGACAAUUUUAAAACCAUCUCGUAAUAUUUUCAAAACCCUUCCCCUGAGCCCUGCCCCCUCUAUUUUUUCUCGAUUUCAUACUGGUGCCAAUAUUUGUUCAAUAAGUUAAUUCAUAUCAUCCCCUGGAGUUUGAAUUAUAAAGGAAUUAUUGUGAUUAUAAUAUUUUGGCAUAUCCUGUUGAUCUCUCAUUUGCCCCCAUCCUUGAUGUUAUAGGACUGUAUGAUUUUUUUAACCUGAGAAGUGAUUAAAAACGUUUUAAAAAUUUAGUCUCCUAAAUGUAGACUGUUUAUUGCAGAAGACAGGGAAAUUGGCCUGACUGGGGGCAUUUGCUAAAAAUGCAGAGCUCCUGAAAUCCUGUGAACCUUAUGGAGUAAGCAAGUAAAAAAAAAAAUACGGAAGAAGAAGUAGUUUUAAAAUUGCUCACUAGGCCUGGUGCGGUGACUCACGCCUGUAAUCUGAGCACUUUGGGAGGCUGAGGAGGGUGGAUCACUUGAGGUCAGGGGUUCGAGACCAGCCUGGCCAACAUGGUGAAACCCAGUUUCUACUAAAAAUACAAAAAUUAGCUGGGCAUGGUGGUGUGCACCUGUAAUCCAAGCUACUCGGAAGGCUGAGGCAGGAGAAUCACCUGAACCCGGGAGGCAAAGGUUGAAGUGAGCCAGGAAGAUCACACCACUGCACCCCGGCCUGGGCAACAGAGUAAGACUUUGUCUCAGAAUAAAUAAAUAAAAAUAAAAUUGGUCACUAACAGCUUUGUACUUCCCUCUCCCAUUUCACAGAUGUCCAGCUGACCCAAUCCCUAGGUACCGUAUCAUGUAUUCAUUUGCAAGUAAUCAGGUUCUCUUGAUUUUCUAAAAGUACCAAAAGGUGUGACUAAAUCAGCAUUACUGUCAUCUGCCAUCUCCGUGUUGAGAGAGCCCCAGGGUUGCAUAUGUAAGCUUUUAUGUGAAUUUAUUCUCUGAGGAAUGAAGGGUGAUCAGAUAAGUUCUCAGGCAUCUCGUCUCACUGUAUUUGUGACUCCAUCAUUACUAUUAAAGUUGCUUCCCCCUACGCCAUCCUUUCACCCCAAACCAUACCCAUUCCUUCAUCAUGCCCAUUGUGGUGGAACAUGAUGAAACUAUUGGGAAACUUAAGUGUUGAGGGAGCUCAUGUUCUAAGUCAAAGGAAAAAACACAUAACACAAUACUUUUUUUCUUUUCAUUAAAAAAAAGCCAGUCCCUAACAUAGCUAUACACAAGAACACCACACCUUCUGCAUUCAGCAGUUGGGAAUUGCAACCAGAGUGGCCUUAUUAAUUUUUUCCUGGCACCUUCUAAGGAGGGCUGUGAGCCUCUAAUUCACAUGUAAUCAAUCACUAGCAGCUUGUCUGUGUUUUCAGUCAAAUUUAGUGACUGAAGGGUCACUAAAUAUCACAAGGGUGGUAUUUAUUCAUUUAUACAUUCACCAGAUAUAUAUUAAUAUGAUACCAGGCACAUUGUUAGAUGAUAAGACCUCAAAUACCAGAAAAUCCCUCUCUCUGCCCUCAAGAAUCUCAGAUUCAUGAGGGAAGGAGACACUGAGCAGCAGUUGGAACCAGUGCUUAAAGGAUGCUUGGCUCCGUCAGGGGUGCCUGACUCCAAGGGGAUGACUUUUCCUAACGCAGCCGGGCUUGAUGGAGUCUGGAAGAGCCAGUAGGAGGGUACCAGGAGGCUAAGGGUGGGAGUGGGCAGGGAGAAAUUAUUCUGAGAGAGGGAACAGGGAAUAUGGUGAAACAAAGGUACCGGAGAGGCGGGUUGUGGAACAGCUGGUCAUUCCAUGUGGCUGGUGCACAUUGAGGGUGGGGAGUGAGACUGGAGAUGGAGAGCGGAGGCUGGAGCCACUUUUGGAGGGUCUUGUGGGCCAUAUUUAGUUUUGUAGAUGAAUUUGAGUACUUUUUUAGAAUGAUCACUCUGGGUAUAUUACACAGAAUGGAUGGGGUAAGGGACAGACAAAGUAAGCUGUGCAAAAAAAGCUUUUGAAUACUGGUGUGGAUUUAAAGUCUAAACUCCCACUGAUAAGCGUGGGGACAUUAAGGGGAGAAGCAAGGAGAGGAUGGUGAAUUUAAGGAUGACUCCCAGGUGUCUGGCUUGGGAAUUGAAUCCAUAAGGCUGCCAUUGGAGAUGAUAAUGAAUACAGAGGAUGGAGCAGUUUGCAGGAGAAGAUGACAGGUUGUGGAUUUAUGCACUGUGAGGCACCAGAGGGACAUUCAGGACCUGAGAUGCAAUUGGCAGUUGUACAGCCUGUGGUUCUGGAAUUCAAAACGGAGGCCGAACUGGAAAUGCAGGUUUGCAAGUCUUCCGUGUAUUUGAAAUUGUUGUUGAGGUUGUGAUCUGCCUGUGAGAACGUGUGGACUGAAAAAAAAAAAAAAAAGGACGAAGGCCAAGGUGGCUGUCAGAAGAAAAAGAGAUGGCAUAGUAAGAUUAAGCAAGAGAAGUUUUUGACAAGUGCUUGGACACAAAGUGGCAGAAGCCAGAGGCAAAGCAGAAUGAGAUGCUUGAUUGAAUGGGAACUGAGUGACAAAAGAAAUGAAAUUGAAAUAAAAAGAGAGCAAAGGGACAGGUCUGACUGUUAACUUGCUUCCAUCUACACAGAUAAUGGUGGCUUUUACUCCUAGAGUUUCCGGUUCUGGUCAAUAAAUAUUAAGACCUACCAUGUGGAAGGUGGGUGGGAAAGGGGAUGGGGGGAAGAAAUAAAAUAACAAGGCAUGAAUUUCGAUCUCAAGAAGCGCAUGGAAUUUUCAUUUCUUAUUUUUUUCUGGAUCUCAAGAAGCUUAUAGAAUUAUCAUUUCUUAUUUUUCUUUUCCAUUUGUUUUUCUCCUUCAUUGACAGCAGGACACAGGCUUCAUGGGAGAAUGGAAAGAAUGAAAGAAUCAUUUUGUUGGUGCAUGAAGUGCCUCAGUUCCCCAUAGCGGGCAUAUCUCAUUUUAUCCACAAAAUAAACACACUGAAAGAGAAGGUGAUAAAUGAUCCAUUAUUUGACGGAUUGUAAAAACUAAGCUUUUAUCAUGGCCAUAAUGUUAUUAGAGGGUUUGGACCUUUGAGCCAAUGCUUAUGUAAUUAUUAAUGAGACUUUCGGCUCACUGGAUUAUUUGAUGUAUGCUGAGUAAAAUAUCCUAUAAUUUUCACUUGUCUUAUAAAAACAGGACACAUUAUAUUAUAGACUAACUGGAGUAUUUGGAGAUGAUGGAAAUAAUUACCGUAUGUUUUAGUUAAAUAUUAUGCCUUUCAGUCCUCAAACGUUUGUCCUUUAAUUUUGACCUAAAGGUAGAAUCACUCCCGUUAUACAUAUGAGGAAACUGAGAUACAGGGUUCAGAUGGGUGGGUGGAGAUAACACAGCUAGUAAGUGGUAGAGCUUCUAGGAUCCAAAAUGAGGUGUCCUGGGUUCGUACCACUCCAUCAUGUUGCUGUAUCUUUGUGAAUAGCUACUAAAGAAGAAUUAGGGGGUGUUAUGUUUAAGAGAUUUUCUUUAUUAGUCUGCUCAAAGCACCAACAGUAGAAGCUGUAUCAGCUACAAUUUCUAUAUUUGAUGGGCCACAGGUUAUUUAUGCAAAUAUAUGUGAUUAAGUUAGAUUGGGGGAAAAUCUGCUUUUUUUUUUUUUUUUCCCACAAAAUGAACAUGUUUUGCAUUCAUUAUCUCAAGAGCACUAAAAAAGAAUCUGAGUAUAAAUAUAAGGAUUCAAUAUUUUAACUUAUAAAAUUAUUGUAGAUAAACUUAUUUGUGAUACAGUGGGAAUUUAUUUUUCAGCAAUUGCAAUGGCUGUUGUCUGUAAGAGGCAUUCCGUGUGUACACGUACCUGUGUGUGCAUGUAUAAAAAAUAAAAUUUAGCCUAAUUAAUUUUAAACUAUUGGUUUUCCUUUUGUAAUAUUUUUGAAUUCUCCAGAUACAUUAAAUGAUAUUGCUUGCUUUGUCUUGCCAAAGCAGCUAUUAUGUUACUCAUUUAAUGCCAAAGUGUUAAAGCAUUUGUCUUCGGUAAGCAAUGUAAAAUGAUGUAGGAUGAGCCUAAGGGAUUUAGUUUAAUGUUACAACUUGUAUUUUGGCUCCUGAUAGUCUAAAUUUUUUAUUUACCUAAUUUUGCUACUAUUGAAGCAGAUAUUAGCUGUUAAUAUACAGUAAUAUUAGAAUCAUGAAAAGUACAUAGAAUGUUGUGGCUGGUGGAAAAACUUUAUGAUGCUGCAUUUUUUUCUUUCACAAAAAAUAUCUAGGAGGCUUACUAAAUUGCAAUUUCCAGAUGAAAGCAAUUUCUAGCAAGUAGCAAAAUGCUGGUGCUAAUGCUUAUCCCUAAAUCUCAAUUUCAAGCUUCAUGGUGCCUAUUUUACAUUUUAGCUUUGGUAGGAAAAGUUGAAUCCAAAGGGGCUUAUGCCUUUGUGACAUUUGGUGGAUUGCUCUUUUGUUAUUGGUGCUGAUUUUUAAAAAUAACAAUACAUUUAUAAAUUUUAAAAAGUUUUAAAAAACGUUAGGCAGCUAUCUUAGUUCUGAAUUAUCACUACACAUGGUGCAUUGUAGUAGCCUUAGUCCAAUGUAGUUGAAAAAUUACAAUAUAGGCAUGUGAAAAUUUAAAUAACAAUACAAAGUAAUAUGGUAUUUUAUAUUUGAUUUUUAUUGCACUUUAUAAUAAUAUGUGAGGAAACUCAAAUGAGGUAAAAUGAAGAUUAAUUUGGUCAUUUCAUGCCUCAUGUAUCCCAAUUUCAUCCAAAUGCAAAUAUGAUAAUCCAGGGCAUAGAGUUAGUGUUCUGUUCAGGUGAUUUGACACUACUGUAUUUAUUAAUCACUUCCAAGAUGAACAAUUAAACUGCAUUUCGUACUCAUCUUUCUAUGAGUAUAUAUUUUAAUAUUAUGUACUAGGAGUUUUCAUUUUCUAAAAAGUAAUUAAAUUUUCUUUGUCUUAUUUUUCUUAUUCUUAUUGAAUUUUAUUCAGACAUUUUUAUGUUAGUGUAUACUUGACAUGAUAGAACAUGUCUAAAUUAGUAAUCUAAUUUGAAUACCAUAAUUAUGUGUACAGUUAGAGCUUGAUUGAAUGGAGAGCUUUUGCACAUCCUGUAUGUUCUUUCUGUUAGUGGAUUUAGGAAUUACAUGCUUAAUACUAAAGAGUCCAAAGCCUGUUUAUGUUUAUCAGUAGGCGCACAGAGCAAAAUAUAAAUAUUUUUGCCAAUAGAAUUGGAAAAGAUAUGCUUCCUUUUUUAAGUGUUAGGAAUUAACACGUAACUGUCUGUGGUAGUUUUCUCUUAUACGAACAGAUUGAUAAGAAAUAUAGACAUGGCUGAAAACUAGAAUGGUGUCAUUGUAUUGCCUAAAUUGUUGGUGUUGAGGUUAGAAGUCCACUCCUUUGUUUUGCUAAAUAAGAAAUAAAGAUGCUUUAAAAUAUUGAUCAUAAGUCCUGAUAAAUAUUUGUACAUAUUUAGUGUUACGAAUAUUUUUCUUUUGCUUUAUUAUGUAGUGGUCACUUUGCCCAAAAUGUACAUCUUGACCUUUAGUAUGGAAUGCUCAGUAUGUCCGAGGUAGAAUUGAAACCAAAACAUCUGGAGUCUUAUUAAAAGGAUACAAUAUGGAUAACAGCUUUUUAGUCUUGGGGCUGAGAUAUUUGGAAGAGGAUUGCUAAAUACUGUGGUCAUUGAGAAAAAUAACACUGAUGUACUAAACUUACACUUAAUUUAAUGGUUUCGCUACCACCAUUCUUAACCUUUCCAACUGGCUGAGUUAUUUGCUAAUAGUGGCAUGUCACAUCCUGAAUUAUAGAUCUUUCCUUUUAAUAAAUAUUCAAUAGCAUUUUCAAAAUCGUUCUCCUAGAUACAAUUCAUAAUGAACAGCGCAGCGCUGGCAACAAGCAUGCUUCUUUCAGCCUGUUUUAUAGCCACAGGCUAUUUGGCAUUUGGACACUUCUCUUAUGUAUUUCCACAGCUCCACAUUUCCUAAAAACUGUCAGCCUUAUAUUAGAAUUAGCUUUUGCUUCUCCACAGUUACAUGGAGAAUGAAAAGAAUAUCUCUCCUUUUCUCUCCCUGUAAUAUGCCAAGGACUGUGGUCAGAGAAUCAUCAUUUGCUAGUCGUAUGCUUUUUCUUUCUUGAUGUUCUCAUUAGCUUCAGAAGCCAUAGCAUGAAAGGCAUUUUGAAAUGCGUCCGCCAUCGGUUUGGUUUGAUCCAUGUUAAACUUUUUCUGUCUAGAACUGUGGUUCUUAACCCCCUAGAGGACAUUUGGCAAUGUCUGAAGACAUUUUUGGUUGGCACAGCUGGGGAUGGGGAUGCUACUGGCAUCUGGUGGGUAGAGGCCAGGGAUGCUGCUAUACAUUCCACAAUGCACAAAAUAGCCCUCCCCAGGGAAGAAUUUUCUACCUCAAAAUGUCUAGAGUGCUAAGCUUGAGAAACCCUGAUUUAGAAGGUAGGGGAUGUCUGUUUAAUUUGUAUUAUAUUUUUUACGCAAACGAAAAGUGAUAGUUCUGGUGAAGAAAUCAUUGCAUAUAAUGUAAUCAUUUAUUGAACACCUACUAGGCUCUGAGAAUACAAUGAAGACUAUGACAUGGUUCUUGCCUCAGGGGUAUACCCUGUCUUUGCCAAAAUGAUUAGUAAAUAAAAUCAAACUGGUUGAUGUGAUGUAUGCUGUGAUUAGAGGUAUGCAUGGCAUGUUAAGAUAAAAAUAAUUUAGAUUUCAUUUGCUAAAUAUAAGAGAAUAUCUGGAAGGGAUUGUUCUCUGACUAAAUGUAAUAUCAGUCAUUUGUGGGUAAAGAAUUUCUAAUUUUUCCUUGACAAUUAGGAGUAAGUUUUAUUUAUUGUCUUUUUAAAUUUCAACUGGCAUUACUGUGAAAUGUCAGGAAAGAAGGGAAGGUGUUGACAUAAAAAGUGUUACUUCAGGAAUUUAGGAAAUGAGUUUUUCAUCAUCUUCAUCGAGUUCUAGUUUACAUGCCAUAAAAGUCUCCAAUUUCAACUGAACAAUUCACUGAUUUUUAGUAAACGUACAGAGCUAGGGAACUGUCACCACAAUUCAGCUUUAGGACUUUUCUAUCACCCCAAAAAGCUCCCUUGUGCCUGUGUGCAGUUCUCAUUCCUGCUGCCAGCCCCAGGAAGCCACCAAUCUUUCUAUUGCUUGCUUUCUUUUCUGUCUCACUUUCUGUCCUUAUAUAUUUGCCUUUUAGCAAAUCUCUGGACAUUUCAUUUGAGAUAUUAAUAUUUACCAAUAAAAAUGUAGUUUCUAUCUUCUUUUUCAAGAUCAGCAUCACCUUAUUUUUUUUAUAUUGCCUGUACCAUACACAUGCUACAGUGCAGGUUCAGGGACUCUUAGUUAUCGGAACUCUCAGACUAAUAAAGUGAAACAUGCAGCAAAGAAGUAAAGCACAUGUGUAAGAGUGGAAUGUGUGCCUGUUUCUCAGCUUUGUCCCUGUUUCAAUGGUGGUCACCCCCUCUACUACUUUUGUAACUCUGUCUACAAAAAUAAUGUUAUAGAAAGCAUUGAAAAGCUGAAGUCAGAUAAAUACUCUCAAGAUGUGGGGAAACUACAAAAGGAUUAAAUCUGGAGAACAUGCCUGUUUGGGAGCUGUAUUCUGGUCAACCAUUUCUUAGCCAAACCCUUUGGGGCCAAAUGUCUUUCAGAAUUCAGCUUUUAGAAAGGUAAUACAGUGUAUUCAUUGUAUAUUAAUGUAAUACCCCCAUGGGAUCCAGGCAACACACAGUAAUUUUUGUAGCAAAGUAGAUGAAUAUUCACAUUUAGUUAGAGAAAAACUAACCACAUGUCAGUUCAGGUCAGUUUGGGGAACAAACUCAUUUCGUAGCAAAAUAACAAACUCUGUUUUCAGAAAUUUUUGCAUUUCAAAAUUGUGGGUAAAGGUUUGUGAGACUGCCUCAGUGUAUCCCAGGAUAUUGCAUUUCAAACUAUUGCAUUUCAUCUUCUUUCUAGCUCCCCACCCUCCAAUCCUCUCUGCCAUAUACACACUUCAUUUAACUUAGCCAUGGAUAUAUUUGUCUUUCUUUUUCACGUUAACUUCCCAUCAGACUUGACAAAAUGCCAAAUUAGCUGUUCACUUUUGGUGGAUGAAGGCCAGGUACAGAUGUGUUAUGGCCAGCUAGGUUUGUGGUUUGUGGUUCACCUCUCUGCUGAAGGCCUGGAUUGUAGCCAUGUUCAUCUGCACCAGCCCCGGGGCCCAAGAAGAAUAACAUGGUUUUGUUGGGUCAAAAAGAUACCCAUGGAGAAAAAUCCAAAGGUAGCAAUGGCAGCUGCCAUCCCAGGUAGCCCCAGACUCAUGCUCAGAAGCCCUCACACCCAUCAUGAAAUCCUGGGCCAUGAGACUAGACUGCUAUAGAAAGAGUGUCAAACCAGGGAGGAGAAUCCACUAGAGUAAAUUUUCUUUAAGGAAAGAUAUUUAGAGUUCAAGAAAGAUAAAGACAUGAAGAAAACUAUGUGGGGUUCUGUAGUGGACCCACACAGCUCAGAAGUAGGACGCCAGUCCAAACCAAGACAUUAAAGACUUGUUGCAAAUUAUUGAAUUUUGCAUAAUCAUCUUAUGUAAUUUGCCUAAUGGUCCUUAGCAAGCCCAUUAGUCUUUUAACCAUAAAUUUCACGUCUGUUUUAAUUUCCAGAUUUCCAUUGGUAGUACUUAGAAAACUAUAACUGCAGGCCAGUGGGUCUUAACUGGUUUCCUGUGGCACUCUUGAGUUGCUAUAGACCCAUCGUGAAUGUAAAUGAAUAUUUUGAUGGAUGUGUACAAUUUGCUUUCUUACAAAUAAAAUGCAUACUCUUAUAGCAAUAUUACUUAAGCAGAAUAUACUAUAGAUAAUGGGACCCAUUUACAAGCAAGGGGAUCCAAUUUCUGCAAAUUAUAGGAAAGAGCAGAGUGUAGUGUUGCACCAGCAUCAGAUAAAACAUUUAUAGGAACAUUCAAGAAUGUUGUCUUCUAAGGACUCAAGAGCAUCAUCAAGGCAGUACUAAGUUUUCAAAGAGCAACGUAAUGCUUAAGGUCUACCCAUGGGAGUGAGGUGGUAAUUCUGGAUGCUUUUGUAGACACUCAGAAGCGUGUACCAGGGACUACAUUACUACUGUUUAUUACUUCUUUUUUUUUUUUUUUAAAGUUCUUAAUUGAUUCAACUGUGCCACCAAAAUCUCUGUCUGAAGGUGAACCAUCAGUAUGAAAUUGAAUCAUUGCCAUUUGGUUGUGAAAUUACGAACCUCGCCUUUCCUACCCACAGACUUCUUUCAUAGGUGUCUUGGUGUACCCCCACCUCCUCCUCCAGCCUCUGCCAAUAACUUUCUCACAAGUCUUACAGCCUCUUUGCAGAUAUCAUUUUCUCUUUUACCUCCCAGCUUUCAAGAGCUAAACUUGUCCUGCCUUGGUACUGCACCUGCCUCCUCUUACCAAGUGUCUUCCUGAGUUUGCACACAUUCCUUCUUGUUAGUACAUUUCCUGUUGUUAAGAAGCUGACAACCUCACCUUAUUGCUGCCGCACCCCAUUCCACAUUUAAUGACAUCCUCCACCCCUACCCCUCCCCAGCUCUGGUGAUGCUUUUUAGAGGGUGGUUCUCCAUGUUGGCUGUGAUUAACAUCACCUGGGGAAGUUUCACGUUUACUAUAACUUAUUUCCAGGGCCCACCCCCAGUAAUUUUGGUUAAAGUGCCCUGGGGGUGGGGCCCCAACCUUGGUAGUUUUUAAAUGCUUUCCCUGGGGAUGCAGCCAGCACUGAGAACCACUGGUGCAUAGGGUGUAAUACCUGUCUGUUGUAGGUAAUGAGAGCAAUUGUGGAAGGGGUAGCAGGGAGUUUUGAAAAAGGAUGAAAAGAGAUUAAAAAACAAACAACUCUUCCUCAUCCCUCUGUUUGCUUUCAGCUUCAGCUGAAGAGAAUGAGUUCUGCUAAGUGGCACCUAUGCCCACCUGGCUGGUGUGACUUCUUCCCCUUAGGCCUGUGUUCUCAUCAGUAAAUUCCUGACAGCCUUGUGCCCCCAGCAGGCCAGAAACCAUUCCAGGCAAGGCCUUUACUUAUCUCAUCAUGAGGCAGCCUACCAGGGGCCUGAUUUUCCUUUCUUAACUGGGCAUCCUACUUUGCAACCUCGUAUUUCCAUUUUUCCUUUUUGUAAGGCUCUGUAAACCAAAGCCAUGCACCCUCCCCGCUCAUCUGCUGUCAGCUCACUUGAAACUCACCAGCCCAAAGGACACACACAGCAGAACCAAUUAAAGUUCUCAAGUAGAGAUUGUUCACUUCACUUUUCACUUGCAAGAAAGAUGGAUGGCAGAGUCUUUGCUGGAAAACUAUUGUGUAGAACAUAAUUUUGCUGAAUUAAAGAGGGGAGGCCACUACCAAAAUUGAGCUGUCAUCUUUUUGUAGUUUUCUUUUAUUCUUAAUACAUCUAUGGGCCUCUAAAAUCCCUUUUUAUAUAUUAUCAAGUCCAGGAGUUGGGCAGAGAUUCAUUUGGGUAGCCUUUUUUAUAAAGUGAUCUUUGUGAAGUCUCUUCUCAAGACUUUCUGGGGGUCAGAAUGCAUGUUCAUUUUCCAGAGGGCCAUACGCAAGGACCAUUGGCUGUUCCCCACGGCUCUACAGUUUCUAAAGGAGCUGAGAACACUUACAACAUGAGUGCCUUACAGUACUCUCUGGACCUCAUUGCUUUAUUAUUAAGGAAUUAUUUCUUCCAAAUAUAGUAGUUUUAUUUUUAUUAGUAAGUAGGAAAAUUUAAGUGAGGUGAUUUUGGUGUUAAUAACAAGGAUUCAGAGCUGUUUUAAGGAAAUCCAAUGUGAAAUUUACGUGAAUAUCCAGUUGUACAAAAAAAUUAAGACAAAACGCUUCACUUAACAAACUUCUUCAUAAGAAUUAUUUAAAUGCCAGCCUUCUUUAAUGGAGUCCGUUUACAGAAAUUCUGUUUAUUCAUUCAUUUUCCCUGAGCACAGAUAUUGCACAAAGCAAAUACCACCCUGCUGUUGUCCUGUUGCAUGGUAAGAAAUGCAGCUUUUGUAUUUAUCAGCCUUACACAUAUAGUGUGAGAACCUUGCCAAGGCUGGCAGUGGUGCAGGCCAAUAAUUAAUUAAGGGGGCAUGCAGCAUACAUUUAUUGAGUACCUAGUAUGUAGCAGGCACAGGGAUAGGUAGUACAUAUAGAAGCAAACAGGCUAUCUACCCUUACUUCCUAGUGGAAAGAGACAAUCACAUAACCAAGGGAUUAUCAGUAGUAGACAUUUGGUUUUAGCAGAGAGUAAAAUAUAUAUACAUCGUUAGGAGUGACUGGGAGGCUAGGGAGGGUCCCCCUGAGGAAGAGACAUUUAAGCUGAAAUGUGACCAAAACAACCAGGGUUUGCAUGAAUUGAGACCACCCUGGACAGAGUAUAUGCAGGCAGUUGAAGGAGGCCAGAAGGGCAGAGAGUUGAGGUUGGGUGCCUGUACUCAGGAUCGGGAAGCAGCAUGGCCAGGUUUAUAUUUAGGAAGAUAACUCUGGUAGCAGCACAAAGGGUGAAUUGGAAUCCAAGACAGCAAUGCUGGGAACUCAAAACCAGGAUACUUGGUGAGAAUAGAACAGGCAGCAUGCUGACUUGAUGCUGAAAUGCUGGGCUCCUCUUUUGUCCUCUGUCCUCUGUCCAAACCCAGAUUGGACCUCACAGCCCCAUGAGUACACUAGACCUAAUGAACUUGUUAAAAUGCUUUUUUAAAAUGCCAACUUGUGUACCUGGUCCUCAUCUAAUGACGUGGAUUGGCAUCGAAGACUUCAUUAAAACUUCAAAUGACCUGAUGCAGGGAGUUCAUGGACCAAUCUUUGAGAAAUAUUGUGUCUAAAGACUGUACUUUCACUUUAAUAUUCCAUUUAAUUCUCAAAACAACCCUGUAAGAAAAACGUAUUUUUCCUAGCUUCCAGAUUAAGAAACAUGCCCAGUGUGAUUAAGCAUCUGGCUCAAGGUCACACAGCUGGUGCAUGUUAUGGCUGGCAAAGCAAUGUGCUUCUUUUCAUAGAGAGUCCUGCCUGUGUGAAAAUGGUAAGAACAACCCUGCAAAAUUCAGAACACCUUUGAGGGUUGUUUCAUGAGUGAACAUGGUCAAUCUCUCAGAUACAGGACUCAAUAUAUCCCAUCUUGGGAUAGAACCAGAGUGUUCAUUUUUGCUAGCUUUUCUCUUUUCUGAAGAAGUUUAAUUUUUUUUUCCCUCAAAGCUAGAAUUUUAAGUUCUAGGGGAAAAUAUAUAUAUAUUGCAAAGAAGAGCUUGGAUCUUAAUAUUGGUGUUUCUGGGCCUCUUUUUCCCAUAAAAGAAGUUGAAAGGUUUAAGGGGUAGCAUAAUUUUAUCACCCAUAGACCUAGAAACCCAACCAUUAGGCCUCACAGAAAAUUGUCAUGCUUUCAGUUGCCAUGAAUCAUUUAUUUCUUAAGUGGCUCUUGAACCAAGAGUUGCAAAAAUGAUGUUGAAGAUGUGGAGGAGGGUUGCUGAGUGAAAAGCACACUGAUAAUUAGAAAUCUUGCUUAAAAGCUGGCUUGAAAACACAUUUGCUUCAAUAAAUUACCUGCCUGCCCCCAUCUGAAUGUGUGAGGAAGGUUCUAGCUUAAUUUGCUCAUGUGGAUAGGGUAUUGAACAUAUUUAUCUGAAAGACUUAAUAUCAUAAUAAGUUUAGCCUGGCCUGACUUUUAGGACGAUGUCCCUCCUGGGGUAUAGGUAGAGAGGAAGAAGAUGAAAAACAAAAAAAGACAAGAAAACAUUUUCCUAUGGUGGCCCCCUGCUCCACCACACGCUCUCAGCUGGGGAGAACCGCAGUGAGCCCUACCGCAGCAUCCUCUAGAAUGUCAGCCCACACCCCACAGCAGACUGCAGGGUGUUAACUGCCUGUCUCUGGCAUGAACCCAGUUUGAAUGAGAUGCCAGGAAGUGAUGGAGGGGCUAUACCUCCCCCUGAAGCCUGGCCAUUACGUCCUGCAGAAUUGACCAGGGCAAGGCAGGCCGUUUGGUUUACAGACCACACCAUGAUUGUCACAGUGUAGAUUGCUGCUUUGAUUAUUUUGGAAUGUUGGAUGAACACUCCUUCCUGAGGUUAUUUUCAUCAGCAACGAUCAAAUUCAGUUGCUACUGCGUGUGGCUGAUCGUCCAGAGAGGGUGAUUUCUUGUCACAGGUUUCCCUAGGGGGAUAUUGUGCUGCUUGGUCUUGGUGGUCAGUCUCACAUCAUUUAUGGUGUAAGGUGGGCUCAGGGCCACAUCUGGGGGUAUGGCAUACAAGACAUGAUCAUGUUGUAAAGGCAACGUGUCUACCCCCUUGUCUGUGCCUACAUUUGUGUCUAAGUGAAAGAGGAACCUCAGAGACAAUCUUGAAAGGAAGACAGUUAACUGCAAUUUUAAGAAUGAUGGAUUUGCAUGAGGGAGAGGCUUUAGCUUUGUGAUAAAAUGCGAAAGCAUUUAUGUGUUGAUUACAUAGACUGUUCGUAAAGUCUGGAAACAUCUAUGUUCUAGAACAUAUUAUGUGAAGUAAAAUGAACAUACCAUUAAUUAUACAUGGGUCUUCAUUGGUUUCUAGACUUUCGGACCACCCUCAGACUUUUUAAAAUUAAUCAUGUUAGAUUAUCUCCCCAAUUCUAGCUGCAUCCUGGAUUCAUGUCUCACCCACUGAAGGUAGAUGCCUUACCUGGGGCAGAUUCAGGUAAGGCAUACAGUCAGUUCUGUUCUCUGUGCAGCUGGUUGUGAUGGUGCCAAGAAGGCUGUAUGCUGUCAGCAUACCAUUUGCUCUGUUUUGUUGUUGUUUUUAGUAUAUGUCUUCACUUAUUAAACAUUUAUUAAGGAGCAAGUAUUUUUAAGUGCAGUAAUAUGUAUCGUACAUUAAGGCCUCACAAUUGCUACUUUGUAGGAAAGAAAAUCUAGUUGAAGUGGUGGUGUGACUUGCCUAUAUCAUGCAGCUAAGAAGGUUUUGAGUUGAGAUUUAAAGAGAGAUCUGAUACAAGGCGUGUUUUGUGCUUUCUCUGUCAAUUCUCAUAUAAUUUCUCCUGUUAAAGCUCACUACCACAAGAAAUCGGCAUUAGUUUUGAGAUCAGUUAGGGAUUAAAAGUGAUUUAUUAAAUCAGACCCAUGUCCUUAUGACAUAGGUAAAGUGGUAUAUACCAUGAACUUGAGAAACAAUUUUCAUUAUUUUUUCUAUAUGAGGUGGAGAAAAGCAUACUGCUCAAUGAAGAACUUAAUUUUAAAAGUUGUAAUGCUGUUUCAUUUGUUGAAUUAGUUCCAUGACGAGGGAUACAAUUUUGGAUCAAGCUAAUGUUGCUGAAUCUGUAGAGGGACAUCAACAUUUGAUGUAACCUUUCAUGUUGAACUGUAAAAAAAGAAAACGGACUUCAUCUUAAUGUAUUUCACAUAGAUUUCCAUUACUUUUCACUGUGUUUUUGCCACUCUGUACAUUUUGCUUAUAAUAAAGGGUUGGUUAAAGGAAAAUAGAUGUAAUUUUUGGCACUUGUCUGCUCUAAUAUCGUGACUGACACUCAUAAUGUACAUCCAGUUCUCUUAAAUCCCAUAAAAAGCCAUUGGGAAGAAAAUUUUUGAGAUAAUAUAAAUAUAAUCUUACGUAAGACCUGUGUAGCCACUUCUUAUAGACAGCUUAGGAAAGAAAGAAGCCUUCAAAUAAUUACCAAAGUAGGAAGAAAACUAAAAACCUCUCGUAUUAAGGGUAAUAAUUGCAAAAUGACACCCACAUAGAAAAAGUCCCUUCCUUUCAUUUUCUUGAAAUAUAUUGAAACAAAAAGUUAACUAACAUCAUUUGGGUACCUUUUGAGAACUUUAAAAUAUAUUAUUUUAAAAUUGAUUUUCUUAAGGGUUAAAUACAUGGUUUUGAAGUUUUUCUUAAAGUAUUUUGAAAGUAUUUAAAUUGAUUUUAUGUAAACUUUUGCUACUAUUGGAUGCAGCCUUUUCAGCAUAGCAAAUGCAAUGUCCUUACUUAAUGAGGUUUCUAAUUUUUAACCUCAAAAUGAAAUGAAAAAUUUGUUCUAUUUCCAGGAACAUGGAGUAGACAUACUUUUCCCUGUUCUUCCCACUAAGUACAACUAAAAUUCCUAGACAUUGUUCAUAAAACAAACGUAAGAAGACUCUGAAAGGUAGAGGAAAGAUGGCAGAAUAUCUAUAGACCUCAAAACCCAAGCAACACACAAUAGUGAGUUACCUGGCUUUUCUUCUUUUUGAGUCGUAUUUCCCAGAGCUCACAUAUUCCCUUUUUUUUUUUUCUAAGAUGGAGUCUCGCUCUGUUGCCCAUGCUGGAGUGCAGUGGUGCCAUCUUGGCUCACUACAACCUCCACCUCCCAGGUUCAAGUGAUUCUCCUGCCUCGGCCUCCCAAGUAGCUGGGAUUACAGGCAUGCACCACCACGCCUGGCUAAUUUUUAUAUUUUCAGUAGAGAUGGGGUUUCACCAUGUUGGCCAGGCUGAUCUUGAACUCCUGACCUCAAGUGAUCUACCCGCCUCAGCCUCCCAAAGUGCUGGGAUCAUAGGUGUAAGCCACCACACCUGACUGAGAUCCCAUAUAUUCCUGAUGAAGAAGGCAGCAAGUGGAAAACACCAACAGGCACAUACAAAAACAAAUAAGUAAAAGAUGAAAAUCUGUUUUCUGAAACCAGAGGACUAGAAAAGGUAGAGCCUAGCAAAAUGGAAAACUUUUAGAUAAUAACUGUUGUACUCUAGCCAAGCCCCACAGAAAAAAAAAUGUGGCCUCACCCUACCAGCAAAAGCUGAUAGGGAAGCCUAAACUUCCACCCUUGCCAGCUCUAAAUUGAGAGCUGGGGUGUCCCAAGGCACCCCAGCCCUCGCCACUGGGUAGUGUCACAGAAAACUGAGUAGGGAGCCAAGGCUUUUAUUUCUGCUGCGUAGUAACAAGAGCCUCCACCUCAACCCCAUGUAAGUAGAAACCAUAUGCGGAACCUGGGUUUCUACCCUCCCCAACUCCUAACAGUAAUGAGGAGCCCUUUUCCUCUCCAACUGGGGUGGUGUUAGUGGACAUCAUGUGGGAACCAGAAACACUGUUUCUCCCAGCCAGGAAGUAUUGUUGGAGGCCCGAUGGAGAGCCAAAACUCCCACUCCUAACUAGCAGUAAGAAUGCAUCCCCCUCAGGUAUCAGGGGAGGUGUAGUAGGGAACCUGAUUCUACCCCAGUAAUCAGGAUGAACCAGCAAUAAUAACACAGUCUCCCCAUUCCCUUCUGGGAGUGGUAACAGAGGAAGGCAACUAAAAUAGAAAGUUUAAGUAAGAUCCAAAGUCUCAUAACAUAAUACCCAAAAUGUCCAGGUUUCAAUGAAAAAAAAAAUCACUUGUGAUACCAAAAACCAGGAAGAUCUCACACUGAAUGAAGAAAAAAAAAAGCAGUCAACAGAGGCCAGCACCAAAAUGACAGGGAUGUUAGAAUUGUCUGCUAAGGAUUUUAAAACAGCCAUCAUAAAAAUGCAUCACUGAGGAAUUCUAAACAUGCUGGAUGCAAAUGAAAAAAUAGAAACCUCAGGAAAUAAAUAAGAAAUAUAAUGAAGAACCUAGGGGGCAUCUUAGAACAGAAAAAUACAGUAACCCAAAUAAAAAUCUCAGUGGAUGGGCUGGACAACAGAAUGCAGGGGACAGGGGAAAGAAUCAGUAAAGAGAGAACCAUCAAAAUUAUUUUGUCUCAACACUAGAGAGAAAAUAGAAUAGAGAGCCUCAAGGACCUGUGGAACUACACUUGACAUUUACCAUUUGUGUCAUUAGAGACCCAUAAGAAGCAUAGGAAGAGGGAGGGGCUGGAAAAGUACUUGAGCAAUCAUAGCUGAAGACUUGCCACAUUUAACAGAAGACUGAAACCUACAGAUACAAGGAGUUGAGUGUAGUAGGCCAAAUAAUGGCUCCCCCGCCAAUGAUGUUCAUGUCUUGAUUCCCAGAACUAGGGAAUCAGGUUCCUUUUUUCUUUUUAUUUUUUAAUGUAGUAAAAGGGAUUUUGCAGAGGUAAUUAAUUUCAGGAUUUUUUUUUCUUUUCUUUUUUUUUUUUUUUUUUUUUGAGACAGAGUCUCACUCUGUUGCCCAGGCUGGAGCACAGUGGCACAGUCUCGGCUCACUGCAACCUCUGCCUGCUAGGUUCAAGUAAUUCUCAUGCCUCAGCCUCCCGAGUAGCUGGGACUACAGGUGUGUGCCACCAUGCCUGGCUGAUUUUUGUAUUUUUAGUAGAGAUGGGGUUUCGCUGUGUUGGCCAGGCUGGUCUUGAACUCCUGACCUCAGGUGUUCUGCCUGCCUCGGCCUCCCAAAGUGCUGGGAUUACAGGCGUGAGCCACCAUACCCGGCCAAGGAUUUUGAGAUACAGCAAUAUCACUCCUCAGCAUUUAAUCCCAGAGAAAUAAAGUCACAUUCUCACAAAAACCUGUGUAUUAAUGCUUAUAGCAACCUUAUUUGUAAUAGUCAAAACUGGAAAUAACCCAAAUAUCCUUUAAUGGAUGAGUGGCUGAACAAACCGGUACAUCCAUAUCGUGGAAUACUACUCCACAAUAAAACAAAGGAGCUAUUGAUAUAUGCAGCAGCUAGUGUGCAUCUCCAGAGAGCCAUGCUGUGUGAAUAAGCCCAAUCCCAAAUGGCUACAUGUAACAUGACUCCAUUUAUAUAACAUUCUUUAAAUGAUAAAGUCGUACAAAUAGAGAUGAGAUUCACGAUUGCUAGGAGUUAAGGAUGUGGUAGGGACAGGAGGGAAGUGGGUGGGGCUACAGAAGGGCAACAUGAGUAAUACUUGGUGAUGGAAAUGUUCUAUAUCUUCCUUCUAUCAGUGUGUUUACCUUAGUUGUAAUGUUGUAAUAUAGUGUUGCAAGAAGUUACCAGUGAGGGAAACUGAGCAGUGGGUACAUGAGAUCCCUCUUUAUUAUAAGUAACUGCUUGUGAAUCUAUAACUAUCUAAAAUUUUAAAAUUUAAUUUAAAAAAUAACUUUUAAAAAUUUCUUGUAGCUACAUCAAUUUGAAAACACAAUGCUAUAUCAUAUAUAAAGAACUUUGCAUGUCCAAGUUCAGAAAGAUGUUAGUACGAAGUUGCCUCUUCUAAAGUCUGUUUUUUUUUUUAAUUUGUUUGGAGAUUGGGAAGGAAGGCAAGGGAUUCUGUUUUAUCAAUCAUAUAUGUUAAAAAAUAGAUAAUAUUUGUUAACUCCUAAACACCGUGUGAGGUCAGCAUUAUUGUAAAGAAGAACACUGAGACGCAGGGAGGUGGAAUGAUUUGCCCUGAUGAGUAGUGAGGCCACAUUUGGACUGGACAGUCUGGUCCCAAAGCCUGCAUCCUUUCUUACUGACUAUACUCUUUGGCCUAUCUGCAUAGGCUAUUAGUAUCCAAGUAUCUUUCCGCAGCAGGACACUCACCUCAGAAGUUUUAAGCACUUUUCCUAGGUCACAGAGUCAUAGCUGUGAGACUGAAAUUCAAGACUUUUCCUAUCAAAAUCCCAUCCUACUCCCACCUGGGAGAAGCCAUAUUCCAAAUGGCCCUCAGACCUGAUCCUCAAGCAUAUUUUGUUUGCUCACUUAGUGCUGGGCAGUAGAUUAUUCUUUUUAAAUUUACAUUAGCAGUAUAUAUUUAAACAUUGUGAGAUAUGUAAAAAUCCAGGCUUCUAGCUUCUCAGGAAAAAUAAGAAAAUCUGCCAACACUGGGUGUACAUUCUCAAAUUCUCUCAAAGGAGUUAGAUAUAGGAUGUUUAGGGACUGCCUCUUACAGCCUCUUUAGAUGAGGUUGUUUGCCUCAGUCCUUACCACUACUUACCCAGAGACCACAACCAACCAUCAGCUGGUUUUUAUUGUGCAACACUGUUGUUUUUCUUACAGUAGAGGAAAUGCCUCUACCCACCUAGCUACCAAAUCAUGGCUUUUAUGUUUUACCUUUUAUCUUAAUAAUUUGGGUGGUUGUAUUCUUCCUGAUUAUAAACUACUUAAAGUUCUAUUUCUGAAAAUCUCCAUUAUUAGUGGAUUUGCAGUUGUUAAACUUAAGACCCCCAUAGAAUUGAAGGUGCUGAAAUCACUAGUCCAUCUACGAAGGCUAGUCACUAAAACGAAAUAGGCAUACAUGAACUAGAAUAUAUCUCCUUCAAUACUUCUUAAAUUAGAAAAUUAUGAGUAUUGCGCAGUCACUGUGUUCGUCAUUACAAUUGCUUUAACAUUCCUUUGUAAAGACUUUCUAGUAGUUUUGCGGAGAUUCAAUGAGGUGCUUAUAAAUUGAUUUUGUGCCAGGUGCAGUGGCUCAUGCCUGUAAUCCCAGCACUUUGGGAGGCCUUGAUGGGAGGAUCACUUGAGCCCAGGAGUUUGAGACAAGCCUGGGCAAGAUGGCAAAACUCAACCUCUACAAAAAAUUUUAAAAAUUAUCCGGGCAUGGGGGUAUGUGCCUUUAGUCCCAGCUACUCAGGAGGCUGAGGUGGGAGAAUCACUUGAAUCUGGGAGGUUGAGGCUAUAGUGAGCCAUGGUCGUGCCACUGUACUCCAGCCUGAGCAACAGAGCGAGACCCUGUCUCAAAAAAAUAAAUAAAUAAAUGAAAUAAAUUGAUUUUGCUUCAUGGCAUGCGAUACGCAUAAUAAUAAUAAUAAUAAGUAUUUCUUCUGUGUCUGGCUUUCUACUGAAGUAUUUUCAGUUCUACAAUUCAAGGCCCCUCCACCCCUAUUGGUCUUUCUCUUAAGGGGCCCAACUCUGAGUGUCUCUCCUGAGUCUCAUAUGCUCAGUCUGAAAUAGUUGACCAAGUAGGAAAUGGAAGUAAAGAAUUUCACGGAAGGGGAAUUUGCCAUGAGGGAAGGGUUAAUAAGUUAUUCCUGUUGAUCGCCUUUGUAAUGCCUAGCACAUUCUCGUUACAGAGUAGACAUCCAGAAGUGAAAUGAUUAUGUUUGAUGCUGAACUCCUAAGUAAUUCAAUAUUGUCUGAGGAUAAUAGUCCUGCAAAUUAUAUUACAGUCAGAAGUGUUUUUGUUUUUGUUUUUUUCCAGUCGAGGAGUAGAUGACUGGAGGCUGCCUUGUUUGCGUGAGUGGUGUUGGGAUGACCUUCCAGGCUGGGCAUGUGAUUCCUGAAGAAGUGGCUACUUGUUUGGCUCCUAUAUCAAUGCAGAAAUUAGUGUUUGAGCUGAUAGGAAGUAAGGGGGGGAAAUCAAGGAGUGGAAAGGCUGCUUGGGAUGGAAUCUGUAGACUCUUUCUGUCUGACCUCUGGUUGCUAAUCUAUGUUAUUGUUACUGGAAGGGGAGGCCUGCAAAGGUUGAGUCCUGGCAAGGAUAUCACCAGAGCAGGAGAUCAGUGACUUCUUAGCUUAUAAUUCCACUGUAGGUGAAACUCUAGCAUUUGCAGGCAAGAUGGAAGAUAAGGAAGUGGGUGAAGGGGUGAAAAAUGAAAUAAAUAUUGAAUAAAGCGCCUGUACUCUGGAACCAGAUUGUGCGUUUUUAGUUUCUGCCUCACUCUGUCAUACUAUUGUGUAAGCUUGAGCAAAUAAGUUAUCUCUGAAUGCUUCAGUUUCCUCAUGUGUAAAAUGGGAAUAAUAAUAGUAUUUACCUCAUCGUGUAAACAGCCAGUAAGUAGCAGCAUCUCUGCACUGGACAAUUUUUCUUUUGUCAAUUGCUCUUUUUAUUCGGUACCUACAGUGUCAUCUAAAUAGCCUGUCCCUUAGUGUAUGGAGUCAGGAGACUAAGAAGAAAUUUAGGGAAAAUAAGGAAGGAUAAAGGAAUAAUAAGCAAGGAUGAAGGAUUGCCUGCAUUUGAGACCCUUGUCAAUGUGUGUUUUCUCCAAAGAAAAUGUGUCUCUUUUCCAAAGAAACAUAGAUGUGUCUCUUUGGAGAACUUGUUUCCAACCUUAGAUGAUUUUUCAGAUUCAGUCUGUGUGCUAAACUCAAAUCUUCUCAUUUUCUAAGUACAUCUGUUCAUGACUUAUAAUAUGUUAGGAAGGUAUUUUGCCCUGGUGAAGAAGGACUUAGUUCUUAUUCCUACUUAACUAAGGGAUAGAGAAGAAAAACCUUCAAAUUACAAUGAAAUUGAUUGACCUCAAUUCUUUUUAGAUAUUUGUCUACAAAAUGUCUUUAGUAAUAGGUUUUAAUACUUUUGCAGUUGAUUUUACUAAACAGAUUAAAAAUUUAAGCCCACUUAACCUCAAUAAACAAGUAUAUGAAGUCACAUACAACUAAGUACUUCAAACCCAGAAACUCUGGCACUGAAGGAGAUAAAGUAGCAGACACCUUCUGUGUAUUUUCCUACUUCUGUACCUCAAGACAUUUGCUGUGUACAUUUAUAACAAUGGCCAUGUCGGAAAUAAUAUUUUUGGGUUUAUGGAUUUUUAUUGAUCUAUUUCAUUUACGUGGGUUUGAUCCCAAAUGAUGGGAUGAUGUUCUCUUAUGAAGACCAUGCCUUGAGGGAAAGGAGAGUGCUUUUAAGUAAGCCUGUUCCCUUCUGGCUCUCUUUGAUAGGGUGGUCUCUCCCAGGGUUUAUUUAGGAAAUGAUGGAACACAGGUCAGUCUGUCCUUGUCUCUAACCAAUCUAAACAUUUUGCUUUCAGCAAAAUUUACAUAUUAUUUUCAAACCUUUACUCCACAUCUUGCAUUAUUGAUUUGAUUAAUCUCUGCUGUUUUUAAGGCAUAUCUUCUUCAAGACAGCAUUUUUCUUUUAUAUCCAACAAAUUCCUUUCAGAUUUCUAAAUGCGAAAAAAAAACUUAGUUGUGGACAAAAGUACAGCCAUUCUCUUUACACCUGAAGAAAUUAAUGUUUUUUCGAUAAAAGUCACCAUAUGUUAGGAGGGUGACAAUUGGUAUUCAAAUGUGAGUGAGGAAAAGAAUAAAGACUGAGGCAAACAAAUAUUACCAUUAUUGCAGUGUUCCCUGCAAUCUGUGGGUUGUUAUUUAUUUACAGUUUUGUUCCUGUAGGCCCACAGAAGAGAAAUGCAAGGAGGAGUACUCCUGAAGUAGAAGAGGCUGUAGAAGGUUGGAAUAGAGAGCAACAAAUCCCAGAAAACACGAGAUUUUUCUCCUAUUUCAGCAGUUGGCCACAACUUCAUUGCUGGGAAAAGACUUCCAUACAUCAGGACUCUUCCGUUUGAAAGUAACUAGUUGAUAUUUAAAAAAAGAAGAAGAAGAAAAGGAAGUGAAAAGAGAAAAAAAAGAAUGCAGAAGUGAGGAUUAUUUCUUCAUGAAGAAUAAGGUUUGUUCCAGUUUUAAAAGCCUGUGACUUCUCUGUGAAAACAUUGCAGAUGAUUAGCUCAGCUACCAGGAGCCACACAGUUUUCUUAGAAAUUGUGCCAUUGAGGACACCAAGGGGGCCAGGGAGGACACAGCUCCAGUUAGAGGCUGGGGCCUUGAGCGCCUCCCCCCAAGAGCAGCUGGUGCUCUGCCAGGUCUGUGGCUCCCAGGAUGCCCAGAUCCCUUGCCAGAGGUUUGGGAGAAGCCUUAAAGGUGCUGUCUCUUCGGAUCUCUGCUGUUUCCUCUCCACUGAUAGCUACAUUGGGAGCCUCUUCAGAGGAGGCUUCUAGGAAUUAGAAGGGAAAGCAUAUAAAUGCCAUUCACUACAGUACCUGUUCACUGCUGGUCACAGUUGUUCUCCUUUGCCUCAUCAGCCUCAGGCAUGGAGAUAACCUGGUGGCAUGUCAGUGUCUUCGAGUUUUUCCCAUUAAGCUCCAAGAGCAUUGAUUGCUAUUCACUUCAUGAAUGGAUGUCUUGAGAAGAUCGUAAGAACUACUUUUGAAGGACCGAGGCUGCCGUCUCUGCUUCAGUAGAAACCCGAGGUGCCUGACAUGAAAAGCACACUAGAGGACCUAUUUGAAGAAGAGAGAGUUAGCUGUUUGGAAUCUAACCGUUUAUGUUAAGUGAAACACUGGGCCGCAAAGACUUAUGAAAUAUAAGACAAAACUUUGUCCAGGCAGGGAGAUGGGACACAAUCUCACAACAGCUUUUAAGAUCAUCUAAUAAAUAGGUCAUUGGAUUCACUCUGGAACUGAUAUCCUCUCCAAGACCAAAAGCUUGAUUCUUCAAGUUUAAAAAGAAGAAGAAAAAGAAAUCUGCACAUCCACAGCAAAACUAGAAAGUCAGGGAGAACUACCAUCAGUGGAGAAGGAUAUUUAAGAAUUCCCAGAAGCAGAAUGCGUGAAGGGACAACUCGGGGCUAGAUCUGCAUGUCGUCCAGGUGACACUGUUCACGCUGCACCAAAGUCUCCUUCUAAUAAGAAAUUUUCAGAACUGAAUCACAGCUUACCUUACCAAAAAGCCAAGAAAGAAGAGAGAACUCUCACCACAACAUUUCAAAGGGAAUACAUUGCCAGAACUUGGAAUACUCUACUGGACAAACAUUUCCUCCAAGGAGGCACCCUGGUUUGCUGCGAAGCCACCCCUGCCGUCUUGAUGUCUGUGCUCAGGGAUGGCUGAAAACAGUCACAGCUUUAUCACUGAAGCAAACGAAAAUGACACAGCUCUCUGCCUCCAUGUCACCACCUUUGAAGGACUGACUGAUUCCCUCGGCUGGUGCCAGUGCCUGCUCCUGCCAUGGGGCCCGCGGGGAGCCUGCUGGGCAGCGGACAGAUGCAGAUCACCCUGUGGGGAAGUCUGGCUGCUGUCGCCAUUUUCUUCGUCAUCACCUUCCUCAUCUUCCUGUGCUCUAGUUGUGACAGGGAAAAGAAGCCGCGACAGCAUAGUGGGGACCAUGAGAACCUGAUGAACGUGCCUUCAGACAAGGAGAUGUUCAGCCGUUCAGUUACUAGCCUGGCAACAGAUGCUCCUGCCAGCAGUGAGCAGAAUGGGGCACUCACCAAUGGGGACAUUCUUUCAGAGGACAGUACUCUGACCUGCAUGCAGCAUUACGAGGAAGUCCAGACAUCGGCCUCGGAUCUGCUGGAUUCCCAGGACAGCACAGGGAAACCAAAAUGUCAUCAGAGUCGGGAGCUGCCCAGAAUCCCUCCCGAGAGCGCAGUGGAUACCAUGCUCACGGCGAGAAGUGUGGACGGGGACCAGGGGCUGGGGAUGGAAGGGCCCUAUGAAGUGCUCAAGGACAGCUCCUCCCAAGAAAACAUGGUGGAGGACUGCUUGUAUGAAACUGUGAAAGAGAUCAAGGAGGUGGCUGCAGCUGCACACCUGGAGAAAGGCCACAGUGGCAAGGCAAAAUCUACUUCUGCCUCGAAAGAGCUCCCAGGGCCCCAGACUGAAGGCAAAGCUGAGUUUGCUGAAUAUGCCUCGGUGGACAGAAACAAAAAAUGUCGUCAAAGUGUUAAUGUAGAGAGUAUCCUUGGAAAUUCAUGUGAUCCAGAAGAGGAGGCCCCACCACCUGUCCCUGUUAAGCUUCUGGACGAGAAUGAAAACCUUCAGGAGAAGGAAGGGGGAGAGGCGGAAGAGAGUGCCACAGACACGACCAGUGAAACUAACAAGAGAUUUAGCUCAUUGUCAUACAAGUCUCGGGAAGAAGACCCCACUCUCACAGAAGAAGAGAUCUCAGCUAUGUACUCAUCAGUAAAUAAACCUGGACAGUUAGUGAAUAAAUCGGGGCAGUCGCUUACAGUUCCGGAGUCCACCUACACCUCCAUUCAAGGGGACCCACAGAGGUCACCCUCCUCCUGUAAUGAUCUCUAUGCUACUGUUAAAGACUUCGAAAAAACUCCAAACAGCACACUUCCACCAGCAGGGAGGCCCAGCGAGGAGCCAGAGCCUGAUUAUGAAGCGAUACAGACUCUCAACAGAGAGGAAGAAAAGGCCACCCUGGGGACCAAUGGCCACCACGGUCUCGUCCCAAAGGAGAACGACUACGAGAGCAUAAGUGACUUGCAGCAAGGCAGAGAUAUUACCAGGCUCUAGCAACCCAGAAGACAACCCUGGGUAGCCUGUGAUCAGUGUCUGGAGACGUUUCUUCUGUGGAAGAGAAGAAGUGACACAAACCUAUACUUCAUAUGCUGCUUUAGUCACCUGAAGAUGGUUGGAGAGGCCCUGUCGACUGUUCUCCCAGUUGUUCAGUUUCUGAGACAGAGAGGUACGGACUAGGCUGCACCUGAGUGUGCCCCUGCCUGCCAGAUGGACAGGUACACCCAAGCACAUCUCCCUGCUGCACCCUCACCACCCACAAAAGAUCCCAGCUGUCAGUGGUCUCAUCUCAUUAGUGAGGAAAGCCAAGCUGUAUGGAAAAGCUGCACUCACCAAGGACCACAAUGCCCCCGGCCUAAAGUACUGCCAUUCAGAAAAGCAGGUUUUUCUUCCUCUCUUUCCUUUUCUCUGUCUGCUACUGACUUUAAGGCUUUUUCCCCCUUGAAAUGUCCAGAUUCCUGUGGUUCAUCCCAAGGAAAUUUUCACACAAAGCUUGGCCUUUGCCCUCAAUAUAGGUGUUUUAGGAUGGUGACAAACCAUGGCUGCUGCUUUCUGCCCAGCUCGCCAGUCCUCCCCAAAGAGUUGCGCAUCAGCACCUGGGGAUCUGGACCCUGCGGGUGAAGGGAUGGGGAGGGACGUCCCUGGAGUCUCUUCUGUCUUUGUUCCUUCUUAUUUUGGCAUUCGAUAUCAGCAGCCUCUCCCCAAAGUACUUGAAGUCAGUUUUAGAUGCUUUAUUUUAUUUUUCUAGUCAAAAACGUGUUUCCCCCAGUGUUUGAAAACUCGUCCGAAUCUUUUCAGUAUUUUCCAUGAGUAUUGUGGUACUUCUAGACUUGUUUAAGCCCAGAACUCAUUCCUUCAAAACAGAGAGCCUUAAUCUUUAUGUUGGGACACAGACCACAUAUUUGGACGGCAGCCAUGCAUCCAUCGCUGAAGGGCUGUGGACAUGAAUGUGUAUUUCCCAUGGUCUCCGCUGCCCACACCAACAGUGUGGCAUCUCAUAAGUUAACUGCUACCCUAAGGUAAUCUAAGAUUAAAAUGUAAACAUUUAUUUUUGUUAUGUAAGUUUAUAAGAUGUUUUAUGUUCAAUGCCUAAUUUCUCAAAAGUGCCAGAAAAAAAUGUAUAUUAGCUAUUUUGAUUUUAUGUACAAUGAUUUAUACUCUCCUUUUGAAAAGAUACCAUAAAGCACAUAAGCUAGAUCACUACAAGGAGCUGUUAUCUUUUUUCUAAUCAAGUGUUUAAAACACUGAUGGUUUUUAAAGACUCACCUUUUUAAAUGGUACUUGGAGCUCCUGAUUCAAAUUACCUAGACCCCCUAGAGAAAUAAAUGGAAUAUACAUAAAUAAUCAUUUUCAGUGGUUUAUGGUGGGCAAUAUUGCAAUAUUUGAAAUGGUAAAAAUGGAAAGAAGAACAAAAUAUGAUGAGAGGUGGCUGUGAAUUAUAAACCUCAUAAAAGUGUCAUAAUUCCAUUAAGGUUUAAUUAUAUUUUUUCAGAAAACAGUGAUGAAUUCUGUAGUCCAGUGCUUGCCAAUGCAAAUUGCCUAUUGGAAUCUUCUUCCUAUAUUUUACAAACAUCAGUGGCUGAAAUAGCUCAGAGUAAGAGCUCAGCCUGGUUUGAAUUUAAUCAUCUCUUUAGAUCUUAUAAGGCCAGCAUUAGGAAACUUGUUCACUUUUCAUUUUCAAAGGAGCCUAGUUGAAGUGCUAUUAUGAGUGUGGGCUAUGGAAAGACAGCUUUUCCUACACUGAUAAAGAAAAAAAAUGAGGAAAUUAUUUCAUCCCCUUGUGACAUCUGUGACUUUUUGGAUUUAAUAAUCUUGCUGUUUUUCCUCUUUAUGACAAAGAAUAUAAUUGGGAGGAUGAAGUGUCUUAAAAAUUGUAGAGACCAGCUCACUGGAAUGUUUUUCCAUCCCUGUAUUCAUGGCUUGACUUUGUGACUGCUCUACACUGCAUGUCUGACAUUGCAGAGUGAGCUAUGUUGAGGUAAACUGGUUGGUUGUCAUUAUUUUGCAAUCAGCCUGGUCUCUCCCAUGAAGAUGUCGUGUGCAUAAGCACAAUCAUCACUGAUUAGAAGAUCACAGCAGAAUACCCUUGGAUUAGAGAGAAGUUCGUACCUUGCAUUUCUCUGAAUUCUAGUCUCUCAUAAGCACUGCUUUGCUGGAUGAUUUUCACUGCUUUGUGUUAAUGACUUUGAGCGAUCUCUCACAUGAUGGGGUUCUUUAGUACAUGGUAACAGCCAUGUCAUCUUACACACCUAGCAUUGUGAAUGCUGUAGUGACAUCCUUUAUAGGCACCUUACAGCUCAAAACUUUUGUUUCAUUUCAUGCCUUACUUAUCAAAAAGGCAGGAAAGUAGGUAUGAUCUCUAAAGUAAAAAAAAAAAAAAAAAAAAAACUUUUUAUAGAAAGCUCAUAAAUAAUCAUGUCAUUUUGCAAUUUUGUUACCAAAAUUUCCCCCAAGAGUUUUCAAAUAUUAGUUCUGCAAUGUGGCUAUGAAAUAUGCACUGAAAUAUACCUUUUAAUUUGAGAACCAGUGGUUAGAAUAAGCUGUGAUAUAAAGUAUUUUCAGUGUACUUUUAAAGGAACUAUAAGGCCCUCCAGCAUAAACGCUAAAAGAAUAGAUGGUAGCACAGGCCAUGAGGGCUGGGGGAGAGAAGCAGAGUGAACCUUAGAAAGAUGGCUCAGCUAUUUGGAGCACUGGAUAUUUUACUGAAGUUAUUUACUGAGGCACCAUCACUGUUUUGACUGUACAGUAUAGUUUUUCAUAAAUUUCAUCACAUUUACUUUGUUCAGAAUCUGGGCUUGAAUCUUUGAGUUGGACAAAAGCCUAUGGUUUCUUUUAAAAAGUUUCAUCUUGAGCUAAUGCUACAGUUUAAAUAAAAUGUAUGAAAGGUAGUUAUCAAAAACAAUUUGUAUAUUUAAAAUUCUAUUUUGACAUCCAUUUUUUACAGCGAAUUAUAGCAGGUUAUGUGAAAUUUAAAAAUAAAUUUUAGGAAAUUUUUUUAUCUUGUAAGUAAGAAUUAUAAAUCUAUCUCAGUUAAAAGUAGGAUCUUUGUUUUUAUUCAGAUAUUUUGAAAGUUUAGAAGCAUUUUGUAUGCUACUUUGGUAUUUCUUAAGUAUAGUCAGCAGGAAAGGGUAACCUGUUUUAUGCAAAAUUUUUUUAAUUUGUCAAAUGUUUUUAGUGUGUCUACUUUCUGAAAUAGUCUCAAUAUCCUGUCUGUAUCCUAGGCAGAUAACUACACAAGAACAAAACGCUAUAUAGAAAAGAAAAUAUUUGAGGAAAUCUUAAAUUCCAUAAGAAAGUAAUUCUUGCAAGAAUGUUGGCUACAUAUUUUUUUUUCUGUCCUGAAUAAAUUACAUCAUUAGGUCUGUUGAAGCUUUUGAAGCUACCACUAUUCUUUCUGGGAUAAAGGCUAAUUACUGAUUUAUCUGCCCUCAAAAUCCCAGAGUUAAUUCUAAUUGAGUACUAAAUUAACAGUAAGUAGUUAACACAGAGAACUAAAAUUUAACCGCAUUAUAUCACUGUAUAUAUUUCUCAUGAUUUUUGCUAAUUAGAGCAUUUACUUAACCAGUAAUAAACUACACACACACACACACACACACACACGUAUACGUGUGUGUGUGUAUAUACUUGGCUCUGACACAACUCUGGUGCUUAAUUAGGAUAUGUUCUAUUAUGUAUUUUGAAUGUUUAUCCUGCUAGUGUGAUGAACUUUUGUUGGAAAAGCAGAAUUAGAAGGAACAGUUUUUCAAUCAGUUUCAUUUGGUAAUUACAGGAAAACCUUGAGUUGCUCUAAUUUAAUUUUUCCAAUUAAUACAUUUAGACUUUAAAUUGCAUCCGUAAUUCUCUUGGCUGAAAAACAGUGGUAUUUUAAGACAGUUUUGUUAUACAUGUGACUUACUUUUGACUCAGCCUGAGAGGAGGAAAUGUAAAGAGAUAAGAGAUUUGGCCCAAAGCAGCAAGAGACUAGUAACCUUGAGCCAGGACGAAGCCAAGACAACGUGACUCCCAAGUAGCAGGAGCAGAGGUCGGUCACCUGUGGCAUUCUGUUUCAUUCCCUUUUAAAAUUAUGAGACUUUAUAGGCAGUGUAAAACAUCAGCAGGCAGCGAUGUGAUAGGAUGUGCGAAAAAGCUGGUCUGAUACCAUGGCUAUAAUUACAGAGCUUUAGUUCAAUUAGGAUUUUGUAAAUGAGCAAAUGACCUUUUUUUCCAGUGCCCCUUGUAAUAGUUAAUAUGAGUCCAUGCAAUCUUGUGAUGCCAUUCUCCUGAAGGUGUUGAUUUCUGGUACCCAGCCAGCUUAGCUUUGGCUGCUGGAAGCACAGUAGGUACUGAUGAUUACUUCCUGGAAAUCUUGACAGGCUUAUUGUACUGUGUAAUGGGGAAAAGUUAAAGUAUAAUGUUUGGUGUUAAUAAAUGACUGAUGUGAAAAUAGGAACAUGUGUCUUUAAUAUCAAAUAUGGCUUUAUUUGCAGUGAAAUCUAAAUUCCUUAUUCUACAGUAGUAUUUUCUUGCCCUGUGUUGUAUAUUUUCCUAAAUACAUUUUUCCUGACAGUGGCUUUAGGCCAGUUGAACACACUUAGACUGAAAGUGUUUAACUUAAAGAGAUCAGUCCAGAAACCAUGAUAAAUUAGAAUCUUUAUCUGGAAUUACCAAAUUAAAAUUUAAAAUCAUGGUCCAGAAGAGAACAAACAUUCAUGGUUUUUUUUAUCCUACUGCUCAUUUUUAGGUCUGUGUUUACAUCUAGUCUCUACUAUUUGUGAAGUAUGUCAUUAUUUUUUUCAAGUUCUUCUUUGACUUAACUGAAAAAUAAUAUUCCAAAUUCUUAAUGUAACAUGAAAAGAGAAAUACAAUUUUUGCUUAAAAGACAUUUUUUAAAAAGCGUUCAAUUCAGUAAUCAUUUCUGUUAAUACAGGAAGUUUUUUUGGCUUGCCAGUUAUAUACUGUGGGUAUUUUUUAAAAUGUGCUACCCUUGGGUUGUCUCAUAUCACCUUGCGUAAUCAUGUAUUACAAAGGUUGAUAAUUGUCAUUUCUCAGAUGUCUGUAUGUUACAUUGGCAGCAGUAAAAUGUUUUAAUGUUGUUACCUUUUAAAUAAUUGUGUUGUAUUAACAUGCCUCAUAUUUUCUGGGGAAACUUGAAAUAUAUCUAAACAAAAAAGGUCUGUUAUAAAUAGGAAUUGGCAUUUCAUUGUUAAUGUUUUUUCCUCAUAAAAAUAGUUACACCAAAAGUGACAUAUUGUCUAUUACAUGGGCCCAAUCAGUAUUAAAGUACUCCCCUUACUCAAAAAUAUUAAAAAAUAAUUCAUGACACUUAGUAGCAUUUUCAUUGAUUGUUUCAAAAGAUCUUCAUAAUGGUCAAAUUGUCCAAUUCACAAAAGAGUGAGAAAGUUGUUUUCAGUACUGGGAAUUUUUAAACCUUAGUUUUAAGACCAAAAAUAUCUCUUAUUAGCUUGAACAUUUUGUGAUUACUUUUCCCUCCCCGGAUCUAGUCCUUUUAAGGAGUAAGUCUAAAGAAUGAGGCCAUGAAGUCACUAUUUCCUCCCACCUCAGUUUGUCUCCUGGUACUUAGCUGGCCUAUCGCUUUGUGUGGCAAUACCCCUGGGUCGCUUCCCCACUCAGCCUUCUGUAUCUGCUGUUCACAGGACAUGCCAUUAUGUCUUUCCAGUACGGAUCACAGUGCUGCCAUAUCACAGACCCUGCCAGCCGGCACAGAACCAUGCCUCGUCACAGCUCUGCCCAACUCACAGGCUGCCAAGAUGAGGCCACAGGUCCACCUAGGGCGGCAGAUGCUGGUGCUAUUUGUCACGACUUUUGCCAAAACAUGUACACUGUUGCUCACAUCUUUCGUAAGAAUGGUUGACACUAAGGGGCCAUGGAAAAGCACUUUUAAAAAAUUAUGUGGUGGAAUCAAACUCACAGAGGCAGAAAUGUUAGUGCCGUGCUCUAACCAAGUAAGCUUAGUGUUCCCCACAGUGAUCUGUAUCUGGCCUGAGUCUCCUCAAGCAGCAACCCCCACUGUCCAGCAUGUGGAAGGUAGAUCCUUAUGACAACACCAGACCCAUAGUUACCAGGAAAGAAAAAGGAAGCUGAGUGUUGUGAAGGGGAAGAAAUCCUUUUUAUAAGAAGUAAUCAUUUUUAGGCCGGGUGCAGUGGCUCAUGCCUGUAAUCCCAGCACUUUGGGAGGCUGAGACAGGUGGAUCACUUGAGGUCAGGAGUUUGAGACCUGCCUGGCCAACAUGAUGAAACCCUGUCUCUACUAAAAAUGCAAAAAAAAUUAGCCAGGCAUGGUGGCAUGUGCCUGUAGUCCCAACUACUCAGGAGGCUGAGGCAGGAGAAUCACUUGAACCUGGGAGGCAGAGGUUGCAAUGAGCUGAGAUCGCAACACUGCACUCCAGCCUGGGCGACAGAGCAAGACUCCAUCUCAAAAACAAAAACAAAAAAAAAACCUUUUUAAAGUAAAUUGAGUGUAAAAUGUUUUCACCAUGAAGCCAUUGCACCCUCUCCCCCAGGAAACAGUGCCUAAGGAUGAUGUCAAGUUACAGCCAGUUUGCUCUGAUCCCCCAGGACCUAAGAAAACUGUGAGUGCUUCAGCAUGCAAAGGUAGAGCUACCAGAUAAGGAGAAUAACUUGGCCAUUUAUAGCAAACUGCCUGACUUUGGAGUGAGAAACCAAGCACCUUCUAGGUCCUAGGAUAGGUGAAUUGGAGGUGCAGCUGCUGAAGUUCCCAUUUUCUACAUACUUCAGGAGCCAGGGUGUUUCAUUUGGUUUUGUAAAACUUUGCUGUAAGUCAUCACAGUUAAUUCUUUGAAUGGACAUUUUAGAGUGUAACUUUUUUUCAAAAUUAGCAGAACAGAUAUCUCUGCUCAUUCUCUUUAUACAUUUAGUUUUUUAAAGUUCCCCUAGUAUACCUGUUAGGCACUCUAAAUAGGACACAGUUAAAGCUAAAAGAAGGACCAGUUGCUCCCUAGAGCCUACAGUUCAGAACUAUCUUGUUGUCAUGUCCUGGUUUGGUUUGGUUUGUUUUUAACUCAACAAGUUGGAAACCAUGAGUUUAAAGCAAACUAUUUCCUUUUCUUAAGCUUAAAGAGAAUUUUUUUUUUAAUCUUUAGCUCCUCAUUUAGGUAGUGAAGGCUUCCCUGAAAGACAGCAGUGCCCUUCUCUGGAAGAAGAGGCUGGGACCAAAAGCCUGAGUCUAUGGGUUGAGGAUUUUGAGCAUUCCUUUGACAAGCUUCUAUGUAUUUUUAAUAUAAGACUCAUAAAUGAACCUGAUGUGGUGUUCAUGACCCAUCCCUUAAGCAUGCUUGCUUUUUUUAACUUUACUUUUUGAGUAUAGUACUUGUCUUGUUUUUCCUGGAGCCAUGCUAGGAUUUAAUUCCUAUGUGCCACUACCCGCCCAUGUCCUGGAAGAUGGCCAUGCCUGCAGCAAUGCUCAUGUCUUGAGGAGAAGCAAUGUGAAAAGCAUCAGGAAAGCUGAACCUUACGUUCAAGUCAGCAAACAUUUGUGAGCAUUCUAGUAUGCUUGCGACCUUGACACUUUUUAAAAAUUAUCUUUUUAUUUGCUUCGAGUAUCAACCGUAUAGUUGACUCUAGUGGGGCGAAGGGAGCAGAGAUGAGAGCAAAAUUCAGACUUGCUGCCCCUGUGUGUCUCAGUUCUCAUGUCUCUCUGAGAAAUGUGUUGGCCCAAUUCCCUAUCUGCCACUCUGAGUCUCUUGAGUAAAUGUGUGUAAAUGAGAAAAAUUAUCUCAAAGAUUUAACUUAUUAUUUAGAUAUUUUCUUCUUUUUAAACUCAGGAAUAAACCUGGUUUGUAGAUAAUAUAAUAUGGCUACUAGAGCUAUAAUUGAGUAGGUGACUAGAAGCAUUUUUUCAAAUAUAUUUCUUGUAAAGACAUCUACUUUGUUUUAACUAGGAAAAGAAACUCCUCAUAUUAAAAUAAACAUUUCCAUAAGCACUUUCUAGAAGAGUGUAGCAUCCAUCUACCAUCCAUCCCAGAAUGUUUGUAUCUUGCUCAUAGUAUUUCAAAAAUUUUUAUGGGUGAAAAAAAUGCACUUUUUUAUUUAUUGGAAAAGUGUAGAGUUAUUGAAUUAAAUUCUCAAGUGGGACAAUUUAGUGUAAAGGGAAACAUGGGUUUUGGAGACAAGAGCACAGGGCUGUGGUCCCUGUUCCAGCAUUGACUUUACUAUGUGACCUCGAGCAAAUGAUUUAACUUCUCUGUGCCUCAGUUUCUCCAUAUACAAAAUGGGGAUAAUGAUACUAACCAUUGCCUACCUCAUAGAGAUGUUAUGGGGACAAACGAAAUAAUAGAGAUAAGCACGAAUGCUUUCAACUCUUCGGAAGAAAGGUGCUAUAUAAAUUGAAGUUGUGUUUUUAAUGAUCCAAUUAUUAAUUAUGUUUAGGGUUUAAAUAACAAUACUGUUAGUCAUGUUAAGAAUAAGUUUUGUUUUGAUGCAUAUUUCCACUUCUCUUCUGUGGCCAGAUCUUGAUCAUUCAACCAGUAAUGGUACCUGAGGAACUGAAAUGGGUAUUUGUUUUCGUAUGUUUCUGCCAGUAGUAUUUCAAUUGAAUAUCCAGAAAAGACUGGAGUUUAACUUGUAAUAUCUUAUAGUUUACAUGUAAUAAAACUUAUUCAAGCUAUAUAUAAAAGUAUGAUUACAUGUAAAUAGCAGGUAUGUUGUAAUUAAAGGCACUUAUCAAAUUGUCUUUGUUCUUUUUUAAUUGUAAUAAAAGUCAGUUUUACAUAAA